AAGCAUUGAACUGCAAUAGUUGGUGCACCUGUUAAUCGAAACCUGCAAUCGAUAGAAUCGAUACAACUUGUUGUGUUGUAGGAAUGUUGUUGUUGGGUGUUGUGUUGGGUCUGUUGUUGUUGUUGCUGCUGUGCUGUGGACGGUAGCGGUACUUUGUGAUCCGUGUUUGUGAUGUCAGCAUAGACCAAAUUGUCAAAUUUCGUUUUCUAACUGAUGAAUGAAAGCGUAAAUCAUCUACCCGGUGACUCCACUUGAUGAAUGAAUUAGAUUGAAUUAAUAAGCGAAUAAAAAUUGCGCUUCAUAUAGAGUGGGCGGAUCUGAUCAUGAAGUCUUUGUCGAAACAACUGUGAUAGAGGUUAUUAAAAGCUUGUGAUUAAAAUGGAUACUAUACGCGAAUCAACAACCGUAGCCGACACAGGCACUUCCAUUAAUUCUGAUCCCUACACCCGACCAGAGAGAGCUGAAUCAAUUCCUCUGAAAGGUGCUCCUUCAUCUUCAUCAAGUUUUAUAACACGUUUCUGUCAGAACUGUAUGGGCUUUGCUGACGAUGAUGCAGGUGAUGGGCUCAAGUUUAUUAUUGUAACUUUCUUCAUUUUAUCCGUGGCUGUGACAGUCGCCCUAGUGGCACAAAUCUAUCAAGGAGACUUUCAAGUUGUUCCCCAUGGUAGUGUAGCUUCUGACAGUAAGGACUGCGCCUUAAUUGGAACUGAUGUUUUGAAAAAAGGUGGAAAUGCUGUUGAUGCUGCUGUUGCUACCACAUUUUGUAUGGGUGUUGUUAAUCCUCAUAUUACUGGUCUUGGAGGGGGAGGUUUCAUACUGGUCUAUGACCACAGGAGGCAGGAGGUUUUGGAAUCUCUAGAUUUUCGAGAAGCAGCUCCUCAGGCCUUGUCCACCGUUUCCCCUGAGAUGAUUGGUCCCUAUUCUGUUGGGGUUCCUGGUCUUGUUAGUGGGCUUUUUGCUGCCCAUAAAGCUCAUGGGAAACUUAGCUGGCAAGAGGUUGUAAGACCUGCAGCCAAUCUUGCCAAGAGUGGGUUUUUAGUGCCAAGUAGCCUGGUAACAGCAAAAGCUCACUUAAAUCUCCGUAGUGAAAGUAAUGCCAGGCUACAUGAUCUGGUGGAUACACUUGAGGCAGGUCAAAUCUUAAAACUGCCAUCUUUAGCCUAUUCUCUUGAGCUUAUAGCAAGGGAAGGGCCAACUGCCUUCUACAAUGGAAGUAUUGCUCUGGAAAUUUUGUCUGCUGUGCAAGGCAGCUCUCUGACUGAAGCAGAUCUAUUCUCUUAUCAACCAUUGGCGAGAGAAUCUCUUCAUGAGAAUUUUUAUGGUUUUGAUAUAAUUGUACCCGGAGCACCUUCUGGUGGACCUCUGCUGCUUGCCGCCCUUAAAAGUAUUCAAGCUCUCAAUCUUACAAAUAAUAUUGGAGAAGAAUCAACACCCUUGCUUCUGUUCCGACAGGCACAGGCCAUUCAACAGAAUUAUGCUGCUUUUUAUGCUGAGUCAGGUGAUCCAAAUUUUAGUGCAGCAUCCAAUCCAAGUACAGCUACUUCUUCCCUACCAGAGACUGUUGCAUCUCAUGUAGCUGCUGUUGAUCUUAAUGACUUGUAUGUCUCAGUUGUCAGUGGACACAAUUCAUUGUUUGGCUCCCAAAUACUGACAGAGGGAGGUUUUGUACUCAAUAAUGCUUUGGCUAGCUUUGAUGGUUUUACCUCUGGAACCAAAAAGAAUUAUGCUGGAGCUUCUUCUUUCACCAAGCCAUCAUCCAUUACUAGCAACACUAACAACACUACAAAAGUAAUCAAUCUACCUGAAGAUGAUAUUUUGUUGGAUCACCAUACUGAAGCAACAGAAGUGCCUCAUUUAGAUGCCUCUGUAGCUCUUCCCUUGGAGAAAAAGAAUAGUUUUCACCAAUUUGGGGAGAAUCAGGAACCGUCUGUGGUUAAAAGGCAUAAACGAUUUGAAAACUCAGAAUCUGAACCGAGGGCAACAGUGUGGGGCAGCAGUGUGGCAAACAAUGAACUUGUUGGAGGAAAACGUCCCAUUUCUCUUGCGGUACCAGUAGUUGCUAUUGAGAGUGGUCAUAUCUGUGGCCGUCGACUUGUCCUAGGUGGAAGUGAUGCAAGCAUAGUUGCCCAAGUUUUAUCCCAACUCCUGGUUUUGGAUGGCAAUUUUAUUUCAAGCAUUGAAUCACCAAGGGUGCAGUUAAGUGUGUCUGGUUCAAACUUUUCAUUAGAGCAGUCAUAUGCUACAAGCUUAAGUCCUGUCAGGCGUCAGCAACUUGUAGAUCUUGGUUUGCAUAUGCAAUCAGCUACUGUAUUGAAUCCUAGUGUGAAUAUAGUGGAGAAAGCAGGAGAUGUAUUGAAUUCUCAUUCUGACUCUCGCGGAGAUGGUGUAGCAAGUAGAUUUUGACCAAAGAACUUAACUCAUCUUACUCUUUUUCUGGGAAUGUAAGGAGCUUUGUUCUUUAUAAAGGGUCCAAUUGCCUAAAUUUUGUGCUGUUUAAAAUCUUUCCCAACAAUGUGUAAUUUGCUUUUGGAAUGGGUAUUAAUUAUUAAAUCACUAGAUGAAAACAUCUUGGUAAGUUGAAAGCAAGACUGUACAUAAACUAGAAUAAAAUAAGUGUUUUUGGCUAGUAGCAUAACAUCAUUUUUGAUAAGAGAUAUAUUUCAUGUUUGUACGUAACUUGUUAAUACAUUAUUUAUUUAAUUAUUUA
This is a messenger RNA of Frankliniella occidentalis (western flower thrips), 2707 nucleotides long. RefSeq names its product glutathione hydrolase 7. The coding region runs from base 379 to 2403 and encodes 674 amino acids. Lineage: Eukaryota; Metazoa; Arthropoda; Insecta; Thysanoptera; Thripidae. The record is from RefSeq and is a predicted model, not a curated record. Gene Ontology annotation, molecular function: glutathione gamma-glutamate hydrolase. The transcript is spliced from 9 exons. Gene Ontology annotation, cellular component: plasma membrane. Gene Ontology annotation, biological process: glutathione catabolic process.